Messenger RNA from Archocentrus centrarchus (flier cichlid), 3544 nucleotides. It is a transcript of the gene prss12, whose product is annotated as serine protease 12. The coding region runs from base 103 to 2607 and encodes 834 amino acids. Gene Ontology annotation, molecular function: serine-type endopeptidase activity. Gene Ontology annotation, cellular component: membrane. Gene Ontology annotation, biological process: proteolysis. The record is from RefSeq and is a predicted model, not a curated record. NCBI's taxonomy places the organism in Eukaryota, Metazoa, Chordata, Actinopteri, Cichliformes, Cichlidae. The transcript is spliced from 13 exons.
UGGGCGAGAGGCUGACUGGAUGAGUGGAAACCCUCAGCUGAUGAUAGGAUCCGGUGAAAAUUUUAACAGUACCAGCUGCCCACAGACUGUCAUAGACCUAACAUGAAUGUGCCAUAUUUUGUCUUAAAAGCCGCGCUUUUGGCUGUGAUCAGCGGCUGCUGUUGUGCCAGCAGCGUCCCUUCAUUCAUCCUGCCGUUCACCGACUGCGCCCGGAGCCGUGGGAAAGACGGUUUCUACCGGGGAGCGAUAGACGUCACUGAGUCCGGCGCCCGGUGCAUGAACUGGACCGAAGUGGCCGGCUUCGAGGAGCGGUAUCCGGGCAAAGGCAUAGGAGAGCACAAUCACUGUCGCAACCCGGACGGCCGAAUCCGACCCUGGUGCUUUUUUAAGAACCACAGAGGCAGAGUAGACUGGGGGUACUGCGACUGUAAACAAGGCUCAGUGCGUCUUCAAGGUGGCCGCUCCAAGCUAGAUGGCAGGGUGGAAGUGUACCUAGAGGGAGUGUGGGGGUCCAUUUGUAGCAAUGACUGGGGGGACAAAGAUGCUACAGUGGUCUGCAGACAGCUGGGCAAGGGAUUUUCAGGUCGCGCCCGAGCAGUUCCUCUGUUUCGUCCAGGCGCAGCCAAGCUCCACUGGACGGCGGUUCAUUGCCAAGGCAAAGAGCCAGAUCUGCUCCAGUGUCCCAAGGCUACCUGGAAUGGAGAAGAAUGUUCUCUGGUUGCAGCUGUUACCUGCAACCAACAACCAGCAGGUGUGUCCCUUCCCAUAAGGCUCGUGGGAGGUCCGUCAAAGUCAGAGGGCAGAGUUGAGGUCUUCCAUGCCGGGCAGUGGGGUUCCAUAUGUGAUGACCAAUGGGAUGACAGUGAUGCAGAAGUGGUGUGUCGACAGCUGGGGCUGAGUGGUGUUGCAAGGGCAUGGAGCCAGGCACAUUUUGGCAAGGGUUCAGGCCGUGUGUGGCUGGAUGAGGUGCGCUGCACAGGCAAUGAGCUCACUCUGGAGCAAUGUCCAAAAAGUGCAUGGGGAGAACACAACUGUCUGCACUCUGAGGAUGCAGGGGUGUCCUGUAACCCUCUUACAGAUGGUACUAUUAGGUUGGUUGGGGGUACCGGCAGCCACGAGGGGCGUUUGGAGAUCUUCUACCGUGGUCAGUGGGGGACUGUGUGUGAUGAUGGAUGGACAAACUCUAACACACAAGUGGUGUGCCGACAGCUUGGCUACAGGGUGGGUGAGACUCUCCCUCCUGGAGGGUUAGGCACUCCAGUCUCACGCUUCGGGGUGGGAUCAAGCCCUAUUCUGUUGGACGAUGUGAGCUGCACAGGAAAAGAACCUAGCUUAUUGCUGUGUAACAGGAGGGAGUGGCUCCGACAUGACUGUACACACCAUGAAGAUGUUAACAUUGCAUGCAGACCUGAGCACAAUGGAGAGAGUCUGCCAACAAGUGUGCCAGUAAGGCUAGUGGGAGGAGAGAGACCUAGGGAAGGUCGUGUUGAGCUCUACCUGUCUGGUCAGUGGGGGACCGUCUGUGAUGAUGGAUGGACCGAUCAUGAUGCUGAGGUGGUGUGCAGACAGUUAGGCUACAGUGGCGUGGCAAAGGCCCGCGUGAUGGCGUACUUCGGUGAAGGGACGGGGCCCAUCCAUGUGGACAAUGUGAAGUGCACUGGGGAGGAGCUUUCAUUGGCUGAUUGUAUCAAGCAGGUUCCAGGAACGCACAACUGCCGCCACAGUGAGGACGCUGGGGUCAUAUGUGACUAUGGAGCAUCGCAGCCCAGCUAUAAAGUGGUUAAAGAUCCUGUGAACUCAAUUUGUGGUCUGCGGCUCAUACACACACGCCAGCGGCGAAUCAUAGGAGGAGAAAACUCUCUGAGGGGUGGUUGGCCAUGGCAGGCUGCCAUUCGUCUGCGAGGCUCUCGAGGAGACGGGAGGUUGGUUUGUGGAGCAACACUUAUUGACACCUGCUGGGUUCUCACCUCAGCACACUGCUUCAAAAGGUAUGGAAACAGCACCAAGCAGUAUAAAGUCAGAGUGGGAGAUUACCACUCCCUGGUCCCUGAGGAGUAUGAAGAGGAGUACGGUGUUGAUCAAAUUGUCCUCCAUCCAAGCUACCACUCCCAUAGCAAUGAUUACGACCUGGCUUUGGUUCAUCUGUCACCGGGGGCGGUGGGCCAGAUACCGGGAGAGUGUGUGUCAUUCAGCCGGCAUGUCCUUCCUGCCUGUCUGCCUAUGAAGAAAGAGCGAGUGCUCAAACAAGCUAGCAACUGUCACAUAACGGGCUGGGGUGACACAGGCCAUUCCUACUCCAAGACCCUGCAGCAGGCUCCUCUGUCACUAUUUCCGCGCCGUCACUGCGAGCAGCAUUUUCGCGGAGCCUUCACAAGCCGCAUGCUCUGUGCCGGCAGCGACCAUUCAGAAAGGCGCGUGGACAGUUGCCGUGGAGACAGUGGGGGUCCAUUGGUGUGUGAGCGUCCAGGAGGGGGUUGGGUGGUUUACGGGGUCACAUCCUGGGGUCACGCCUGCAGGACACAACAGUCACCUGGUGUCUACACCAAAGUCUCUGCUUUUAUUUCCUGGAUACGCAAAGUAAUUGGACACGAUGACAAAAAGAAGUAAUAAAACUGAACAAUUGGCAUCUCAGUCAGAAGGACUGACUUUCAGAAGGCAACUUACACAACAGAAUAUUUCUGUGAUUAAUACCUGAUAUCAUGUUCUCAAUAAUCCACUGAGGUUUCUCUGAACCUGACUAAACUGAUGGGGAAAAAAAGACAAUGUUGGACUUUCUUCUCCUUGAAGACUUUUGUAUUUUGUUUUUGACAGAGGAGAGUAUUUUUUUUUUUAGCACUUAUUUUAAUAAUUUAACAUUUUUAGGAGCUUUUCAUUUCAAAUGAUAUAUUCCAUAAGUCAAGCAUCUUUGCGUUUAUGUAGUUGUGUACUGCUCAUUUUUUUAAACAGUGUUUUCUGUGCUUGCUUUUGUUAUGAAGUUGUGUUGUAAUUUAUGACAUGAAAUAUGCUAUGAAAAUGUUGAAAAGGGACCACAGUUUUAGAAAAAAAGCAUACAGUAAACAUGCAUGCUGUCAUGCUGACACAGUUCGUAAUAGCACAAUAUUGCAUACUUGCACUAAGAAUUCUUUUUUGGUACUUAAGGCAUGAUAGUCAGUGCUUCUGUGUUAAGUAUUCUAGUCAUGUUACCAACGUGAAAUAUGACUUAACCUCAUUUCAUGCUUGUUUAUGUAAAGUUUCUGUGUGAUUUCAGGUCUUAGUAACUCUCAGGCUUUUGUAAUUUCUAUCCAGUCAGUAUUUGUCCUUAGCACUGCUUAGCAUUGCAGUCAAAGGAAGGGACUUGAGUCCUUGUGAAUCAAAGCACAAAGCAUUUUGUGUGUUGAUUUGUUAGAGUGACUCUGUGUAAAAACAAAGAUCUUGGUAGGAUAACUGAGUGUUGUCAUGUUGGCAAUACAGAGGAGACAAUCUGUUACACUUGAAAAAACACCCACUGCCUCCUUAUUCGGUGUUUACUGACCAUAUUUUAUGUUUCCGUGUACUUCAACAUUUC